CCCACUCCUCCCACUGUCUUUUCCCUCGUCUCCUCUCGCUCUCCCUCUCCGUCGAUCUGCAUCCUCUCCGCCCCUCAUCCUCAGCUUCCAUUCACAUUAUUUGCCCAUCUCUCCUUCACUCCCUCCUUGUUGUGUUUCUCUCUCUCUCUCUGUCUUGUCGGUCGUGCUCUCGCCUCCCAAACCUCCAUCCCUUCUUUUCGUCCAACCUUCCUCUCCUCCUCUCCCACCUCCUCCUUCCGUAGCUCUUCAAAGCUGCCGAGCACACGCUCGCACUUAGCAUAACACAGCCCUCUCCUGUGUAGGUAACAAUGUCAGCUAUUUUGGAUCUGGACCAGAUUGCAAGCUGUGGCAAUGGAGUGGAGCAUGACAUUGAGACUCCUCAUGGCCUUCUUCAUGUGACGAUGAGAGGCGUUCCCAAGGGCAACAGACCCAUCAUCCUCACCUAUCACGACAUUGGUCUCAAUCACAAGUCGUGCUUCAACACCCUGUUCAAUUAUGAGGACAUGCAGGAGAUUACGCAGCACUUUGCAGUGGUCCAUGUGGAUGCGCCCGGCCAGCAGGAGGCUGCACCCCCCUUCCCCAGUGGCUAUCGCUAUCCAACUAUGGAUGAGUUGGCUGAAAUGCUACCCUCUGUGAUGACUCAGCUCAAAGUUAACAGCGUCAUCGGCAUCGGCGUGGGAGCAGGAGCAUACGUUCUCUCCCGGUUUGCUCUGAACAAUCCCACGCUGGUGGAGGGCCUGGUGCUCAUCGAUGUCGACCCGUGUGCCGAAGGCUGGAUCGACUGGGCAGCUUCAAAACUGUCUGGAUGGACCAGUAACCUGGUGGAUAUUAUCAUGGCUCAUCAUUUUAGCUCUGAUGAGCUCACUGAGAACCAGGAGCUGAUCCAGACUUACCGUUUACAUAUCGCCCAGGACAUCAACCAGGACAACUUGGCCCUCUUCUGUGGCUCGUACCAAUAUCGCCAGGACCUAGACAUUGAGCGGCCAGUCGUUGGUUUGAAUGAGGACACUGUAAAAACGCUCACCUGCCCUGCUUUGCUUGUGGUUGGCGAUACAUCGCCUGCUGUGGACGCUGUGGUGGAGUGCAAUUCCAGGUUAAAUCCAACAAAGACGACCCUGCUAAAGAUGGCUGACUGUGGAGGCUUGCCCCAGGUUGUGCAGCCAGGGAAACUUGCUGAGGCCUUCAAGUACUUUGUGCAAGGCAUGGGCUACAUUCCGUAUGUCCUUCUCAGUCACCUGAGCAACGAAUCAGUGCCAUCCGUCGGUAUGACCCGCCUGGCUCGCUCACGCACCGCCUCCUCCUCCAGCAUCACCUCGGUGGAGAGCAGUCGUAGCCGCCAUAACCUGAACAGCCUGCUGGAGAGCAACGCCACCGCAGGGCUGGACCGCCAGGCCGGACCCCAGACCAUGGAGGUGUCCUGCUAAAAAACCCUCCCCCCCGGCCCUCCCCCAUAAGCGCACGCUCCCUUUGUAACUUACGAACCCUCGCUCACCCGCUUUCUCGCUACGUGAUUAGACAAGAGGAUGUAAUAGUUCUAUUAACACAAAGAUGACAUCCAAACACAUUCCUGAGACCAUUCAGACGUAUUGUAUAUUCACAUGUAUUUAUUUGGUCCCACCCUUGAUGUCGUCAAGUAUAUUCUCGGCAAAACAAGCUGCCACACUGUUUUUAAUCCUAACUUUGAAGUCUAAUCAUGCCGACCACAUUGAUUGGUACUCGCUGUUUUUGCAUUUUAAGUGGCGACUGGACUGCAGUAAGAUACAGGGAGCUUUAAAAAGUAAGAUAAUGUCAGCUCGGAGUAACAUUUAGUGUCAGUAAAUGUCUUUACCUUGUUUAUAUUGCCUUUUUUUUCCACCUUUUGUGUUGAUUUGAGUCAAUAACACUGUCUGACUUGUCUUUUGAUCACCCCCUUUAUAUUACUACUGAAUAAAGAGGUAGAAUAUAUGACAACUAUAGUCUGG
Messenger RNA from Entelurus aequoreus (snake pipefish), 1961 nucleotides. RefSeq names its product ndrg family member 3a (gene ndrg3a). The transcript has 15 exons. The record is from RefSeq and is a predicted model, not a curated record. Gene Ontology annotation, cellular component: cytoplasm. Bases 309 to 1424 code for a protein of 371 amino acids. Gene Ontology annotation, biological process: signal transduction. Lineage: Eukaryota; Metazoa; Chordata; Actinopteri; Syngnathiformes; Syngnathidae.